AUGUCGGAAGAAGUAAUGAUGACAACUAAUAUUGAAUCUGAAGAAAAAAAAGAUAAAGAUUUGAAUGGAGACUUUGAAAAUAAUUUAGCAGAGAACAAAAAAGAGAUGGAUCUUAUGGAGAUAGAUGAUGAAAACAACGACAAAGUAAACAAAAAUAUAGCAGAGAAGGACAAUGGAGCCAUUAAUAAACUUAAGGAGAUUGACAAUGUUUCUAAUGCGGAGAAUGAAAUUCCAUUAAUAAUUCUAGAUGAUGAAGAAGAUGAUAAUACCAUAACAAUUAAAGUUGUGAAAAAAGAGAAUGAGAACAUGAUGAAUAAACAACUUAUGAAGAUAGAUGAUGAAAACAACGACAAAGUAAACAAGAAUACAUCGGAGAAGGACAAUGGAGCCAUUAAUAAACUGAAGGAGACUGACAAUGUUUCUAAUGUGAAGAAGGAAAUUCCAUUAAUAAAACUCCAAGAUAAAGAAAAAAAAGAAAAAGAGGGUCAUAAUGAAGAAAAAGAUUUGAAUGGAGACUUUGAAAAUAAUUUGGCAGAGAAUGACAAAACAGAGAUGGAUGAUUGUAAGAAUAAACAACUUAUGAAGAUAGACGAUGAAAACAACGACAAAGUAAACAAGAAUACAUCGGAGAAGGACAAUGGAGCCAUUAAUAAACUGAAGGAGACUGACAAUGUUUCUAAUGUGAAGAAGGAAAUUCCAUUAAUAAAACUCCAAGAUGAAGAAAAAAAAGAAAAAGAGGGUCAUAAUGAAGAAAAAGAUUUGAAUGGAGACUUAGAAAAUAAUUUAGCAGAGAACAAAAAAGAGAUGGAUCUUAUGGAGAUAGAUGAUGAAAACAACGACAAAGUAAACAAAAAUAUAGCAGAGAAGGACAAUGGAGCCAUUAAUAAACUUAAGGAGAUUGACAAUGUUUCUAAUGCGGAGAAUGAAAUUCCAUUAAUAAUUCUAGAUGAUGAAGAAGAUGAUAAUACCAUAACAAUUAAAGUUGUGAAAAAAGAGAAUGACGGUGGUGACAAUGAUACAACUUUUACUGAGGCAAAACCUCUAGAAAAAGAUGAUCAAGAGAAAGAAAAACUUACAUUAAAUAAUAUUCUAGAAAAAAUUAUUGAGAAAACCGCACAUCACGAACAACAUAAGGAAAAAGAUGCUGAAAAUACUAUUGAAAAAAAAGCAGAGAAUGAUAUUUCUAAUAUGAUGAAUAACUCAAAUGAGAACGAGAAUAUUGUCAUUGUGGAGAACAACAAAAGGGAGAAGGACAGUGGAGCCAUUAAUAAACCUAAAGAGAUUGACAAUGUUUCUAAUAUUGAGGAGAAUGACAUUCCUUUAAUAACGCUCUCUGAUACAGAAGAUGAUAAUACCAUAACAAUAAAUGUUGUGAGAAAAAAGUAUGAUGACGGUGACAAAGAUACAACUGUUACUGAUGACGGUGACAAAGAUACAACUGUUACUGAUGACAAGCCUGAAGAACUAGAAUUAGGGGAAAAUAUGAUUAAAGAUGCUCUGUUGCCGAAAGACAAUGAACAAAAAAGUGAAAAUGACGCAGAUAAAAAUUCUGAUGAACGAGAAAUAAAGUUAAUUGAAUGUAAUGACAAUUCGGAGGAAGACAUUUCAAAAAAAAGAAAAAAUGACCACGAAAAAGGACCACAAAAACGGACAAAAUCUCAGUGA
Molecule: messenger RNA, 1665 nt
Organism: Macrosiphum euphorbiae (potato aphid)
Lineage: Eukaryota; Metazoa; Arthropoda; Insecta; Hemiptera; Aphididae
Source: the annotation of a GenBank genome assembly